AUGAACUGUUCAUGGCCAUUGCCAUCGAACGCGACGAGGACGCAGACGCUCCGUUUCCAAAUUAAGAAAUUCGUAGCGGUCCUCAGCGCUUCCGUGAUCACGUUUCCGCUGAUGUACUCGGUGUACGUAAACCGGAACGACAAGAUCAUCCUGACGAAGGUGGUUUGCUUCGCCGACGCUAUCGUGCACCUCUUCGUCCAGAUGUUCUUCAGCACCAUACACCAUGAUCGGAUUCAGGCAUUGGUGGAACAGGUGCAAGAGUACUGUGCGAAUGCGAAACCGUACGAGAAACGCAUUCUGCAACGAUACUUGGAUAAGUAUUCGAUGCCUUACGGAGUGACUGCAUCAUGGUUUUACUUGACUCCGACGUUCUUCUUCGUCGGAACUCUGUUUAUAGCUCAGCCUUUCCCGAUAGACGCGGAGUACCCGUUCCCCGUCGACUACGAGCCCUUGAGAUCGGCCAUUUUUUUACAUCACGGUUUUGUCUGUCUGCAGUGCACUUCGAUCGUGUGCAACAACAUGUUCGCCGCGCUGUUGAUAUUUUUCGCGGCGGCGCGAUUCGAGAUGGUGAUGGAGGAGUUCCGAGCGGUGGAGAGUAUGGAAACGUUGAUACAGGCGUUGCAAAAGUAUUAUCGAGUCAAAAGCUUCGCGCGGGAAGUCGUUAGCGUAAUGCAAUAUACAGCUAUUGCCACGACGAUUCUGGCCACUUUGCCGCUCGUGCUCUGCGGUCUCAAUAUUAUCGGUCGACAACCGGCGAUGGUGAAAGUGCAGUUCGCGUUCAUGGCUGGGAUUGCAAUUUUGGAGGUUUUCAUGGUCGCGUGGCCGGCUGAUGAUCUGUUAGAAGCGAGCGAGAAAGCUGUCCAAAGUCUCUUCGAAUCACCGUGGUACAACAAUUUAGUGAAGUUGCAAAAAGCCGUACUGUUCUCGUUAGUGCCACAGAAACCGGUAUUUAUCAGUUGCUUCUACAUCAUUCCAGUCCUCUCGUUGAGAUAUUUUUGCUCGUACGUCUCGAAUGCACUUUCCAUCUUCACUGCAUUGCGACUCGUAGUGAAUGAUGAUUAG
This is a messenger RNA of Colletes gigas, 1062 nucleotides long. RefSeq names its product odorant receptor 4-like. The transcript is spliced from 6 exons. The coding region runs from base 1 to 1062 and encodes 353 amino acids. Gene Ontology annotation, biological process: detection of chemical stimulus involved in sensory perception of smell; sensory perception of smell. Gene Ontology annotation, cellular component: plasma membrane. NCBI's taxonomy places the organism in Eukaryota, Metazoa, Arthropoda, Insecta, Hymenoptera, Colletidae. The record is from RefSeq and is a predicted model, not a curated record. Gene Ontology annotation, molecular function: olfactory receptor activity; odorant binding.